Messenger RNA from Physeter macrocephalus (sperm whale), 2986 nucleotides. Its product is annotated as seizure protein 6 homolog. The record is from RefSeq and is a predicted model, not a curated record. Gene Ontology annotation, biological process: regulation of dendrite development; regulation of protein kinase C signaling; synapse maturation. Lineage: Eukaryota; Metazoa; Chordata; Mammalia; Artiodactyla; Physeteridae. The transcript is spliced from 13 exons. Gene Ontology annotation, cellular component: endoplasmic reticulum; dendritic shaft; dendritic spine. The annotation marks the transcript as partial.
CCUAUCUCCUGAGCUGCCACUUUCCCCGACGUCCAGCUUAUGGAGCUGUGACUGUCACCAGCCUCCAUCCAGGAGGUAGUGCCCGCUUCCACUGCGCCACUGGCUACCAGCUGAAGGGUGCCAGGCUCCUUACCUGUCUCAACGCCACCCAGCCCUUAUGGGAUUCUCAGGAGCCUGUCUGCAUUGCUUCCUGCGGUGGAGUGAUCCGCAAUGCCACCACGGGCCGUAUCGUCUCUCCCGGCUUCCCGGGCAACUACAGCAUCAACCUCACCUGCCACUGGCUGCUUGAGGCUCCCGAGGGCCAGCGGCUGCACCUGCACUUUGAGAAGGUUUCCCUGGCAGAGGAUGACGACAGGCUCAUCAUCCGCAAUGGGGACAAUGUGGAGGCCCCGCCUGUGUAUGAUUCCUACGAGGUGGAGUACCUGCCCAUUGAGGGCCUGCUCAGCUCCGGCCGACACUUCUUUGUGGAGCUCAGUACCGACAGCAGUGGUGCGGCUGCAGGCAUGGCCCUGCGCUAUGAGGCCUUCCAGCAAGGCCAUUGCUAUGAGCCCUUUGUCAAAUACGGCAACUUCAGCAGCAGCGCACCCUCCUACCCUGUGGGUACCACCGUGGAGUUCAGCUGCGACCCUGGCUACACCCUGGAGCAGGGCUCCAUCAUCAUUGAGUGCGUUGACCCUCAUGACCCCCAAUGGAAUGAGACAGAGCCCGCCUGCCGAGCUGUGUGCAGUGGGGAGAUCACAGACUCGGCCGGCGUGGUGCUCUCCCCCAACUGGCCAGAGCCCUACGGCCGUGGGCAGGACUGCAUCUGGGGCGUGCACGUGGAGGAAGACAAGCGCAUCAUGCUGGACGUCCGAGUGCUGCGCAUAGGCCCUGGUGACGUGCUUACCUUCUACGAUGGGGAUGACCUGACAGCCCGGGUCCUGGGCCAGUACUCUGGGCCCCAUGGCCACUUCAAGCUCUUUACCUCCAUGGCCGACGUCACCAUACAGUUCCAGUCGGACCCCGGGACCUCAGUGCUGGGCUACCAGCAGGGCUUUGUCAUCCACUUCUUUGAGGUGCCCCGUAAUGACACGUGUCCGGAGCUGCCUGAGAUCCCCAAUGGCUGGAAGAGCCCGUCGCAGCCUGAGCUGGUACACGGCACUGUCGUCACUUACCAGUGCUAUCCUGGCUACCAGGUGGUGGGAUCCAGUGUCCUCAUGUGCCAGUGGGACCUAACCUGGAGUGAGGACCUGCCCUCCUGCCAGAGGGUGACUUCCUGCCAUGACCCUGGGGAUGUGGAGCACAGCCGACGCCUCAUAUCUAGCCCCAAGUUUCCCGUGGGGGCCACCGUGCAGUACAUCUGUGACCAGGGUUUUGUGCUGACGGGUAGUGCCAUCCUCACCUGCCAUGACCGCCAAGCCAGCAGCCCCAAGUGGAGCGACCGGGCCCCCAAAUGUCUCCUGGAACAUCUCAAGCCGUGCCGUGGCCUCAGCGCCCCCGAGAAUGGUGCCCGCAGUCCUGAGAAGCAGCUGCACCCAGCGGGGGCUACUAUCCACUUCUCGUGUGCCCCUGGCUACGUGCUGAAGGGCCAGGCCAGCAUUAAGUGUGUGCCUGGACACCCCUCACAUUGGAGUGACCCCCCACCCAUCUGUAGGGCUGCCUCUCUGGAUGGCUUCUACAGCGGCCGCAGCCUGGAUGUUGCCAAGGCGCCCGCUGCCUCCAGCACCCUGGAUGCUGCUCACAUUGCAGCUGCCAUCUUCUUGCCGCUGGUGGCAAUGGCGCUCUUGGUGGGAGGUGUGUACCUCUACUUCUCCAGGCUCCAGGGGAAAAGCCCCCUGCAGCUGCCCCGAACACGACCCCGCCCUUAUGACCGCAUCACCGUGGAGUCAGCAUUUGACAAUCCGACUUACGAGACUGGAGAGACGAGAGAAUAUGAAGUCUCCAUCUAGGUGGGGCAGCCUGGGGAAGCCGGCUCAGCCCUGCAUCGCAGCCCAGCAGCAGAGCUCCCAGCUUCCUGCUGUCCCUCCACCUCCUGUACAUACCACCUGGGAAGAGAUGCCACCAGUCCCUCAAGAAGUUGUGCUCUUCCCGCCUGCAAUGCCCGCCAGGGCCUAUUUUCUUGGUACCACUGCCCACUUAGGGCCCUUCCUUGGGUCCAAGUCAGGGGCAUCUGCCUCUAGGCAGAACACAGCUGGGGCACAGGCAUCAAGAACCAGCGUUCUCCUGACUCUCUUUCGUGCCCUGGACCUCCAGCCUGGAAUUCACAGGCAGAGCAGGAGCACCUCUCUCCACGUGACCACCAUCCAGCCCUGGCACGUAGCACCCUGCAGCAGGGUUAACUUGACAGUGGCGGAAACUGUGCCAGGGUGCUCCUCACAGGGCCAUCACCAGUGGCCAAAACUGCUCUCAACAGUGACCUCUGGGUAGUCCUGACAUGCUGACAUCAGCCCCCUCGGGGGAGGGGGGGGGGUCUCUAGUCUUUCUCUAAGGCCCUGGGAAUGGUCAGUUCUGCCUUCUUUCCCUUCCUGGGGGAGGCAGUAAUUCUAAGGGAUCCUAAGGGGUUUAGGGACUCUACCCCAAGCUCAGGUUGGGUUUUCCCUAGGCCACACCACUCAUGCUUCACACCAAAGCAGGACACCCCACUGCUCCCCUGGCAGCCCUGCACCCUGAAGAGAGGGAGACCUUCCCCUGAUGUCAGUCUGGCUGUUACAAACAUCCUCUUUCCCACUAGCCCCUCCUCCAACCCCAGCCCCCUGUCAGGCUUCCCUCCUGGCCACUGCGUUUUGGGAUAAGGGGAGUGGGCAGGCAUAUUCUGGAGAGGAGCAGAGGUCCAAGGGUCCAGGAAUUUGGCAUGGAACAGGGGGUCGGAGCGCCCCAGGGAGAGGCCCAGGAGCUGGCUGCAGGCCACUUUGUACAUGUAAUGUAUUAUACGGCGUCUGGGCUCCAGCCAGAGAACAAUCUUCUAUUUCUGUUGUUUCCUUAUUAAAAUGGUGUUUUUGAAAAAAAA